AUGGCCGAGUCGAUGUCACCAAACCACCACCCAGGCGAGAAGUUUGUCACUGCGUACGGGAAAUGGGCUGACGGCGGCUGGGGAAUGAUAUUGACAGGGAAGGAAAAGUACAUCUUUCAGCCUUUCAAAGCUAAUGGAAGCUCAGGGAACGUACAAGUAUCCGAUGUGUACCUUGGAGCGCCAGAAGACGUGGCAGUUUCAUCCAAGGUGCCGUCUCGACACGCCGAAGCCGUCCAGGAAGCUUGGAAAGACUGGGCCAAAGCUUGCCAACGGCACGGAACGCCGACGAUUGUUCAGCUCUGCCAUCCAGGACGCCAAUCGCCCCUAGGAGCCGGCAAUCGUUCCUUUUUCGCAAAGACAGUUGCUCCGUCGGCGGUAAAGAUGGACUUUGGCCCCAGCUUGAUCGAGAGACUUGCCGUCUCUCUGAUAUUCGGGACUCCCAGGGAGUUGACAGCCCAAGAAAUAUCCGGAGAGUGUGGGAUCGUCGAUCAGUUCGUGGCGGCAGCAAGACAGUCAUUCGAAGCCGGGUUCAAAGGCGUGCAGCUGCACGGAGCGCACGGGUAUUUGCUUGCCCAGUUCCUGUCGCCCGAGUCCAACCGUCGCACGGACGACUUCGGCGGCACACCCCAAAAGCGAGCGGAGAUCGUCCUCCGCAUCAUUCGGGCUAUCAGACAGGCGACAAACAAGGAAUUCUGCAUCGGCAUCAAACUGAACAGCGUCGACGCGGCUUCAUCCGAGUCUGUCUCUGAUGUGAUUGACCAAAUCCGCCUGAUAGUCGAGUGCGGGAUUGAUUUCGUCGAGAUCUCGGGCGGCACGUACGAGAAGCCUCGAAUGCUGGCCGAACCUACAGCAGCCACAACGCCUUCCUCCAAGAACGCCGAGAAAACCGCCGCGAGGGAGAGCUUCUUCUUGGAAUUUGCCAAAACGGUGCGGCAAGCUUUUCCCCAGCUGGUCCUCAUGGUGACGGGAGGGUUCAGGACGCGGCUCGGCAUGGAAGCCGCCCUGGAGUCGCGCGGGUGUGACUUGAUAGGCAUCGCCCGACCGGCAGCCAUUCUCCCCAGCUUGCCAAAGGAUAUCAUCUUCAACACGGAGGGCGUCCCCGACGAGGAGGCGCAGGUGUCGUUGGCCCCGCUGCGUCUGCCCUGGCUGUUCCGUCAUCUUCCCGUCAAGCAAGUCGGAGCGGGCUUCCAGACCAAAUAUUACGCUUCCCAGAUCCAGAGAAUGGGAGCAGGGUUAGUACCGAUAGAUACGAGGUUGACGGUCUCCAAGACCGGAUGA
Cladophialophora carrionii CBS 160.54 is the source of this 1278-nucleotide messenger RNA. RefSeq lists its product as uncharacterized. The record is from RefSeq and is a predicted model, not a curated record. Gene Ontology annotation, molecular function: oxidoreductase activity; FMN binding. NCBI's taxonomy places the organism in Eukaryota, Fungi, Ascomycota, Eurotiomycetes, Chaetothyriales, Herpotrichiellaceae. The transcript is spliced from 2 exons. The coding region runs from base 1 to 1278 and encodes 425 amino acids.